AUAAUUACGCUACAUAUUCGUACCUAUGCAUAUGCCGUUCGAAACAAUGUGUGACUAAAAGGAUAUGAAACCAAUACUACUCACUUUAAAUUCAUGCAUUUGCUUUUCUUGCCAACGCCUUGCAACCGAUUCCCCAGCUUUCUAGUGUUGAACAUGCUGUAUAUUUUCAUAUACCAAAACGUUCUACGACUCACCACGAAAGUGCUGCUCGGUAACGAGCGAGCGAUAGGCUCGCGGUUUUGUGCAAAAAAGUUUGUACGCAGCAAAGUCGUGCUAAUUUCGGUAAGUAGAUAACAAGUUGUGAAUCUAAUCUAGAGUCAGAGGUGAGGGUGAACUAACUGAAAAAGGUAUAAAACUGUCAUGCCGUACGGUAGAGGGUGUCAUUUUUAGUUUGCAAACGAAAUAUUCGUACAAGGCCACUCUGACGGCGUCGCAAAGGGUAUUAAUGGAAGCGUAAUACACGGUGGUCCCGAGACGUUUGCUCAUCAUGGAAACGGUAUUGGCUCUAGCGAUGCUGCUCCUUAUCGGAACAGCAAGUACCUUAAGUCAUUCGAAAACCGUCCCGCAUGGUAGGUUGUUUUGGGGGGGAAAGUCUUUGUAUUUUUGUCUCCUAUUUGUUUUUGGUUUUUGUUUUUACGGCAUAGAUUUCUGUUCGGAGUAUGAGGUACUACAUACUACACCACCUUGCUGUGAGGCAACCUGUGACUAUGACUGCUGUCGAGUUGUGUGUCCGAAGAUGCUCGUCUACGAACCUACCUGUGUGUGUCUGGAAGGAUACGUGAGACACAAUGGACAGUGCAUUCUCAAGUCUCAUUGUCCCGCUCUGCCUACAACACCACGACCACCCUGUGUAACGACUACUGUAGCACCGUGUGUGACUACUACUCCUCGUCCACCACCCUGUAGUACUACUACUCGCGCGCCGUGUCCGACUACUAAACCUCCCUGUCCUACUACUACUGCCAAACCUCCCUGCCCUACUAAUCCUCCAUGUACAACUCCUAAAUUGCCGUACAUAAUGACAACUCCCAAAAAAUACGGCUACACACCACCUGCCCCUCCCAAGUACUCACCGGUCACCUACGUUCCUCCUCCACCGUCACCUACCUAUCAAACAUUACCUCCGGCAUCGUAUAGAUCGUCUUCCCGAGGUACUCCCAUGGUGCCAUCGUAUCAAACGGUAUCCACAUAUCGACCAAAACCGUGCGUAACGACCAUGAAACCUCCCUGCACUACUACCCAACCACCAUGCACAACAAAACCUGUCUGCUAUACUACGCCUAAGCCAAGGACACCAUGUCCGACCGUUACCACACCAUGUCCUACUACCACAACUACACCCCGUCCAAAAUUGCCAGGUACUGUGAGAUUAAUUUCUGCCAAUGAAUCUACGAUUUACGAUAUUUCCAACACUUUCUUCUUGCAUACGAUCAUUACUCCACCACCCCAGAAGCGUGUGCGGCUUGCGAGGAGCUUGUCUUUGCGCCAACCUGCUGUGAACCAACGUGCGACUUUGACUGUUCGAAUACCGUCUGUCCACUGGUGCUAGUUGAACACCCGACGUGUGCAUGUCGUCAGGGGCUAGUGAGAUAUCAGGGACACUGCAUAGAACCUUCGGAUUGUCCAAAGAGUGCGUCCCGCUUUCGACUAUACGUCCCUGCGUCUGCACAGUGUCUCAAAUGUGGAAAGUGAGACAUAAAAAAAACAUUGUUGCGGUAGACAUUAGUGUAUUUUUCAGUGGUUGGGAAAUAGGGAAUAAUUAUAGAUCGCAAUAAAACCUGACUGACUUUAUUAAACAUUGUAGUUUGCUCUUAAUUGUGUAUAGGACAUUGCUAAUCCUUUGCAUAUAUAAAUA
Molecule: messenger RNA, 1855 nt
Organism: Anopheles funestus (African malaria mosquito)
Lineage: Eukaryota; Metazoa; Arthropoda; Insecta; Diptera; Culicidae
Product: mucin-2-like
Exons: 1
Coding region: 488-1549 (353 amino acids)
Source: RefSeq, a predicted model, not a curated record